This is a messenger RNA of Penicillium verhagenii, 2004 nucleotides long. RefSeq lists its product as uncharacterized. The record is from RefSeq and is a predicted model, not a curated record. NCBI's taxonomy places the organism in Eukaryota, Fungi, Ascomycota, Eurotiomycetes, Eurotiales, Aspergillaceae. Gene Ontology annotation, biological process: resolution of meiotic recombination intermediates; mitotic intra-S DNA damage checkpoint signaling; replication fork processing. The transcript has 2 exons. Gene Ontology annotation, molecular function: DNA binding; nuclease activity. Bases 1 to 2004 code for a protein of 667 amino acids. Gene Ontology annotation, cellular component: Holliday junction resolvase complex; nucleus.
AUGCAAAACAUCAUUGAUCUGAUUUCUUCCGAUCCUCCAAUUCCUGAAAAUCUACCACAACAUGCAACAUCCUCCAUCUUCAACCUCCCCCAACGUUCAUCCCGCUUGGGACUGAUUUCUUCAGACUUGAUCGACGCUUCAUUUGGUGCCCACGAUGAGACCGAGAUACCCGCCAAGAAGAGGAGAAUACUCCCUGAGCGUCAAUCCCCUCCUCGAUGCGCCGAUUUCGCGUUGGGAUCCCACGAAUCCGCAUUUCCAAGCUCAAUUCCCACGACGUUAUUUUCAGACGACGAAUUUUGUCCUGCACCCUCGCGACCCGCUACAUCGAACAAGCAACCAGGGCCAAACGUGGACGAUUCAGAUCCUUUUGUUUUCACAUCCCCAGUAGCUCGCCCGCUUCGACCCAAACCAAUGCUCUCCAACUCAAAUAACCGAAUCCACUCCGCCCCUCCCCCACCAACAUCUCAUAACCGACACCCCCCGCAACAGGACAUUAUUACACUCUCUGACGAUGAUGGUCAAUUCCCUAAGCCAGUCGGAACCUUGGCAUCGGGCACGCAGGACAGCAUAGACGAGUUUAGUGAUCCAUUCUCCAUCCCGGGGUUUACAGAUACAAUCGAGACUAGCGAAGCUCCUAAAAAGGCGAUUUUUUCUAGCACGACGGCAGAGUUGCUCUUUUCUCUUCGCGCAAAAGAAAAACCUACGAGUGCAAAGAAGGUGUCGAGGAUAGGCAUUCGGAAAAACAAGAGUUCUGGAGGGGGUACGGCGGGGGAUUGGAACCUUUCUGAUGAGAUCGACGAGCCUGCUGAACCAAGGCGUCCAGCAAGGAAGUCCAGCAAAAUGACGCCCGAAGAGAAAGAAGCAAAGGUAAAUGCCCGGGCCGAAGCAAAAGCACAAAAGGAUCGGGAGCGAGAGCUCGAAAAGGAACGAAAAGCGAAAAUAAGAGAAGAGAAAGCAAGGCAGAAGCAGGUGGCAGCUGAUAUCUCUGAGGUGAAUAAACGCAAGGUCGACAAGAAGGAUUCGACACCAGAGAUGAUAAUUCAUAUUGCAUCUUCACUGGAGGAAGGCAGUGUGGGUAUCCAGACCAUUGAGUUCAUGAAGCGAUUGGGAGUGGAGCGCAAGUUCUUUGCUAGCACCAUUCCUAAUCUGAUCAAAUGGAGCCGAACGAUCAAAGCUAAUUACAAUGAGGCGGCCGGUCACUGGGAGCCAUGCCCUUUGCGGAUUGAAGAAGAAAAGCAUGUUCUCUGUCUGGUGCCGGCGCAAGACUUUGUUGAUAUGGUGAUUUCUUCCCCCGAUAGUGAGGAAGAAGAUACCUUGGAACUCCAUGUUCUCAAAAUUCGGAGCGCAUACCCCAACCAUAAACCCAUCUAUCUCAUCGAAGGACUUACUGCCUGGAUGCGGAAGAACCGAAACUCGAGAAACAGGGCUUACCAGGCGGAAGUACUCCGUCAAUUUGAUGAGCCAGUUCCUGAACCCCCCACCACCGGCCGUGCGCGCGGCCGGAAACCGAAGAACAAGCCCGAAACCACACCCCCCGUUGAUGACGAUACGAUUGAAGAUGCCCUCCUCACGCUUCAAGUAACAUAUUCAUGUCUUAUUCACCACACCAAUGCGCCGGGGGAGUCAGCGGAAUGGAUCAAGAACUUCACCGAACACAUUUCGACAAUCCCCUACCGACAGGAAAUGAUGGACGGCAAUGAUGCAGCGUUCUGCAUGGAUGUGGGUCAAGUCAAAUCCGGUGAAGAUAACUCGGAUACUUUUGUCAAGAUGCUCCAGGAAAUCAACCGUGUGACCGCGUCCAUGUCGUACGGUAUUGCUGGCCAGUAUCCGUGCGUGACAGACCUGAUCCGUGGGAUGCGCAUGCAUGGACCCACGACACUCGAGGAUGUUAGGAAAUCUGCAAACAAGAAUGGUGCAUUGACGGACUCGAGGGUCGGCCCCGCCACCAGUAAGAGGCUGUACAAGGUAUUUACCGGACUUGAUCCGACAUCGACCGAUGUCUAG